Messenger RNA from Ostreobium quekettii, 669 nucleotides. The record is from the annotation of a GenBank genome assembly. Lineage: Eukaryota; Viridiplantae; Chlorophyta; Ulvophyceae; Bryopsidales; Ostreobiaceae.
AUGGAGAUGACAUUGGGCACUGAGAGCAAUGUUGCUGUGGGCAAAUCAAGGCUGGCAGCAGUCGCACAGAGGAGGCGCAUGGCCAGUGCGAGGCAUUGGGAUUGCAGAAGGCUGCUAGAGAUCGCAGAUUUCAGCUUGUGUUGUGGGCAGACUGGCGAUGUGAGUGAAUAUCUGCAGUGUGACAACAGUUACUUGCCUUUCCUUCAGUCUAGGAAUGUUUUGUGGCAUACUACUUGUUUCCAUGUCGAGCUUUAUGAGAAGGUUUGUGCUCACAGUUGUGGAGGGUUCUGUUGUACGAGGGUUGUACGAGGGUUCUGUUGUAUCACAAAGUACGAAGGCCACAUUGGCAACAGAACGACAAGGCUAUGUGGUGAUUUGCAGGGGCAGGUUGCAUGCUGCCAUGUGCUGCAGCUGAGAGCUUCAUGUGGGUGGGAUGUGUAUGUGUGGAUGUCGGGGGUGGGGACGGGGGCCAUGCGCUUUGUGAGGUUCAGGCUGUUUCAGUCUCAGAUGCCAUGGAUCCACCAUUUGCUCUUGAAUGUCCAGCCUCAACGCCUGGACAGUGACAGUCUUGAGUUGUUCUUCAUCUUUUUAAGUCCAUGGCGAAUCAGUUCUUUUGCGGGCGCUGCCUCCACCCCAAGCCCGCAUCUGUGUAGGCUCUGGCAACUUUGA